AUUAAUUGUAAUUUUGUGUUGAAUUUGCGAUUUGUAUUGAAAUUGCAAUGAAUUUUCACAAUUUAAUACAAAGACAAUACACUCUCAAACAUGUCAUCUCUUGGCCGCAGACCUACACGUGUUUGAGUCGAUUAUCAUCUCAUUUGUCCACUAAUUUCACUGAAAAUCAAACGUCAUCGGAAGUGACCACAACUCAGAGGUCAAUACCCGAUAAACUUUAUAAGACAAUAGAGAUUGAGGCCCGAAGUGCUGACCGGGAAGUACUCAAUAGUUACGAAACUUUUGUCAAAUUAGCGGCAAAUGGUUUGGAUGUCUCUAUCAGUCGGACUUGGGAACCGUUUCGUAAGAUUAUUAGACGGACUCUAUUGAGGUCUGCGUUCGUGAAGAAGAAGUAUAGGGUUCAGUACGAGUUCAGGACUUAUUUCCGAAGCAUUGAAUUCCAACACUUGACCGCUUCCACCGCCGAUACACUCCUCGAAUACAUUGAACGCAAUCUUCCCGAAGGAGUGGCUCUUAAAGUCUACAAGACAUCCAUAGAGUCACUGCCCGAACACAUCAGCAAAUAUCACUGUAAUUAUUGCGAUGAAGACAUCACUGAUAUUCGUGUCAAAUGCAGCGAAUGUCAAGACUUUGAUCUGUGUCUUGAGUGCUUUUCGUGCGGAGCGGAGAUCGGGAGUCAUAGGAGUCGACACUCGUAUCAGUUAAUUGAUUGCGGAACGUUUCCCAUCUUCACUACAGCACACAAAUGGAGGGCUUUGGAUGAGAUCGCGCUCCUGGAGGCCAUCGAACAGUACGGCUUCGGCAACUGGACGGCCAUUGCGGACAGUGUGGGAAUCGAUGACGUUACCGCCGAUGACGCCAAAGAGCAUUACACCAAUUAUUACGUGUUGGGAAGUGUCGGACGCGCCGUUUGGAAUCAGAUGAACACAGACUCUUCGGAGACGAUGCGAGACCACACGUGUCCUAAUGACGGGCCACUCUCUCCCGGACUGACAACACCUCUACCGGCCAUAACCGAAGUGAACCGUCAAGAAGAGGAUUCGUUGGGGUAUUUGCCUAAAAGGGAUGACUUCGAGAGGGAAUACGACAACGAAUCGGAAUCAUUGGUGUCGACCCUCUCUGUGAACGCCGAAGACGAUGAGAUCGAGAUUAACUUAAAGUUAGCCCACAUUUCGAUGUAUCAAAAGAGACUGAGAGAAAGGAUUAACCGGAAAGUGAUGACAAGAGAGUACGGACUAGUCAGCCAUUUCUUCAAGAAUCACCACUCAUUCAAAGAUCUUAACCAAUCAACGCCUCAGAAGAGCACUAAUGGUGUGAACAAAAAGAGCUCAAAGCAGAUAUCACCCCAAGAAAGCGACGCCCAUCUCAAGAGUCCAUUCGACGAUAAAUACAAACCAUUUCUACGAUUUCAAUCAUUAGAAGAGAGUCGAGAACUGUUUCAAAACAUUCAGAGAGAGAAAGAGCUGAAGAGUAAGAUAAAAGAGUUGAUGAGAUACCGGAAGAAUGGGUUGAAGCGUAUGAGUGAGUUGAGUGCCUUCGAGUCGGCCCGCAAUAAGCGCCAGAAGCGGAAAGAGAAUAAGAAGAAAUCGAUCCUAAGCGCCGCCGCAAGUAUUGGCUCCGCUCACAAACGAUUGUUAGGAACGGCCACCAAAAUGGCCGCCAAAACCGGUUCCGAAAUAACAAAAGAUCAAAACUCAACUGUUUCUCAAACCACAAAAAAAGGCACAAAAGUGUCGUCAGAAUUAACGCCAAAAAUCGUUAAUAAAAUUAAAAAUGAUUUCGAUAUCUCUUCCCUUCCGGGCUGUCGACUACUAUCGGACAGAGAGAAAAAGCUGUGCUCUUCUGUUAGGCUAAGACCUUCGCAAUACAUUACUCUCAAAACUCUCAUUCUUAAGGAUCACAACCAAAGGGGAACGACAGGCUCUUCCAGCAAAUCCAGUCUCGAGAACAUCGAUAAGUCUUUGCGGCGAAAAUACUUUGGGUGCGACACGAGUGUAGAUAAUUGUGGCGUUUGUGGUGGGAAUGGGAGUACGUGUCGAAGAAUUGAAGGAGUGUUUGAUUUGGAUAAGUUAAGGGUCGGUUAUAAUGACAUUCUGCUGAUCCCAAGCGGAGCCACUAAUAUCCAAAUCGGGGAGCGAUUCGCUACUAAUAACUAUUUGGCCGUUCGUAACAUUAAUGGUCAAUACUAUUUGAACGGAAACUGGAGGAUACAGAUCCCUAAAACCUAUGUCUUCGGCGGCACAACAUUUCAAUACUAUUCACGUCGAGCGCGAUUCGGAGUGCAGUCGCCCGAAGGCUUACGAGCGACCGGUCCUACAACUGAGCCAUUAGUUGUUGUACUCUUAUAUCGCGAACCAAACCGAGGCAUAGACUUCUCGUUCACGAUUCCGGCUGACGUUCAGACACUCGCCCAGCACUCCAUAUAUUCGUGGAUAUCUUCUGAGUUCUCUCAGUGUAGCAAAACCUGCGGAACAGGACUUCAAACCAGAAAUGUUCAAUGCGUUCGAGUUCUGGAUCAUUACCCGGUCUCGGAAUCUCUUUGCUAUGCCAUUACUCGACCAGAAGACAGGAUGACCUGUAACACAGAGCCGUGUGCCUCGUGGGAGGUCUCCCAAUGGACAGAGUGUUUGUGUCAUUACGGAGUACAGCACCGGCAGGUCUACUGUCAAUCGUCGAGUUCACGGAAUGGCAUUCUUGACGAACGCGAUUGUCUUCAACUCAAUCAACCGAAACCCUCUUCAUUGCAAAAAUGCAUUCGUGAUAAGGAGUGUCCCGUUUGGACGGCAGGUGUUUGGCAAAAGGCCAGUCUUCGCCCGAUUGAUACUCAAGAAUGCAAUGAAAUUCCUUGCGAUGGCGUUGAAUGGUUUGCCUCCGAUUGGACCUCUUGUGAGAAACAAUGCGGUCCUAGUAUUCAAACCCGAAAAGUCAUUUGUGGCGAUGAAAGCGGUGCUGUAUUUGCAUCGAAAGCUUGCGAUGCAAACAAACCGCCGGAAACAACUCAAUUAUGUCAAGAAUCUGCGCCCUGUUCUCCACUUUGGUUUACAUCCGAAUGGAGUAAUUGUAGCGUUGAAUGUGGAGAAGGCUUACAAACCAGACAUGUCUUCUGCGGACAUCUUAACGAUAAGUCAGAGAUAGUAGUGGACAAAGAAGAAGAAUGUAUUUCUGAAAAACCACAAAAUGUGUCGAUUUGCAAGCUUUCGGAUUGUGAGGGCAUUUGGUUUAGCGCUCCCUACGAGUCCUGCACUGUGCCGUGCAGUGGCGGUCAGAUGUCACGCAAAGUCCUGUGUUUUAAUGGAUCCAAAGAAUUAAUCUCAGAUGAAAGUUGUGACACAACUCUUAAACCAUUGACUAAAGAGGAUUGCAAUGUGUUUGAGUGCGAUGAGGACCAACUGCUCGGUAUCGGUGGCUGUAAGGAUACAAAGACUGGCUGUUGUCCCGAUGGGAUCACACCGGCAGGCGAUUCAUUCGCUGAUUGUCCGCCCAUUAAUGUGACCGAUGGCUGCAAUGCAACACAAUAUGGCUGUUGUAAAGAUUUAGAAACGGCUCCAUUCGGUCCCUUUGAAAAGGGAUGUCCUGUUGUCUGCAAUUUUACCCGAUUUGGCUGUUGUCCGGACGGCAUCUCUGCCGCCAAAUCAUUCACGUUUGAAGAGUGUCCGCAACCCAUUCCGGAGACCACAACCGUUACUACAAUCAUGACAACCACUGAAGUGUCGACAACUACCACAACCACCACCAAAAAGGAACCGACCAGAGCUACACUCGUCGGACAAUUCUUGAUUCCUCUCGAGUGCGAAGAUGGCUCGGGAGACGGUGAAGGAUCCGGUGAAUUGUGCUCUAAUAAUAUUGUCACCGAAUCAGACACUUCUGUUAAAACUGAAGGAAGUGGAGAACCGGUUGAAGACAUAACCAAUUGCACGGAUGGCACGUGUGUUCCGGACAUCACAACUCAAUCACUUGAUUGUAACGCCACUGAAUUCGGGUGCUGUCCCACUGGCAAGAAGGCCGCCACUGGUCCCCGAUAUUAUGGCUGCACGUGUGAGGACUACCCUCACGGGUGUUGUCAGGACAAGUAUACACCCGCUCGUGGACCAGAAUAUGACGGAUGCAUUUGUUCCCGUAUGCUAUACGGCUGUUGUAACGAUGGUCAAACUCCAGCCCUCGGACCUAACUUUGAUGGCUGUAGCUGUGAAUCGUCGCAAUACGGCUGCUGUCCUGAUAUGGUUUCGCGGGCGAGAGGACCGAACUUUGCCGGCUGUCCGUGCGAUUCAUUGUCGUACGGCUGUUGUCCGGGCUCUACAAUACCUGCCACUGGACCUAAUUUUGAAGGCUGUUCGUGUGCUAACACACCAUUUGGCUGUUGUCACGACGGAGUGACCAUAGCUUAUGGACCAAAGUUCGAGGGCUGUCCGUCUGGCCCUUCGCUUGACCUGAAACUAGUGUCGGAAGUGUGUGGACUGAACAAAGAGAGGGGUCCCUGUAAUAACUAUACAGUCAAAUGGUAUUUCGAUAUCAAUUACGGCGGGUGUAAUAGGUUUUGGUACGGGGGCUGCGAAGGCAAUGGUAACCGAUUCUCAUCGCAAGAACAGUGCGAAAGAUCGUGCGUUACUCCCGAGGGGCCCGAGAGGUGCGCUCUGCCAAAGGUGAGCGGCCCCUGCAAUGGCUCGUAUGUGUUGUGGCACUUCAACCCCGAUGUCAGAAGUUGCGAACAAUUUGUUUACGGGGGAUGUCUUGGAAACACCAAUCGCUACGAAACAAGAGAAAUAUGCGAACACAUGUGUGUCAAUCAGGAGACUGUUUUGGACAGGUGUGAACAGCCGCCAUCAGUUGGUCCGUGUCGUGGAAACUACGAGCGCUGGCACUAUAGGAAGGAAGAGAAUCGUUGUUUGCCAUUCACUUACGGCGGAUGUAAAGGCAAUCAGAAUAACUUCCAGUCCGACGAGGAAUGUCGUAACGCAUGCGGAUCUCAAACGGCUCAAGAGAUCUGCGCGUUUGAGAAGGCAGAGGGUCCGUGUUUGGGGUCAUUCCCGCGCUGGUACUACGACAGCCCUCACGCCGUUUGCCGCGAAUUCAUUUACAGCGGAUGUGAAGGCAAUCGAAACCGAUUCGUCGAUAAGAGCGCCUGCGAGAGACAGUGCAGUACAAUCCGGCCGAUGCCGACGGCCGACAACGUGUGUUCACUGCCGCGAGCAGAGGGCCCGUGUAGGGCAGCUAUCAUUCAAUGGUAUUUCAACGCUAAAUCCAGACGUUGUGAGCGAUUUUAUUAUGGAGGCUGUGAAGGCAAUGGCAACCGCUUCGAUGAUAGGACCGCAUGCGAGCGGUCGUGUCUUUUCGUACACAUCGACCGCAAUGCGUGCCAUCAGCCCAAAGAGUCGGGCAAUUGUUAUGACUAUAGAGAGCGUUGGUAUUACGAUAUGGAGGAUAAGAGAUGCCAUCGGUUUUACUACUCCGGCUGUAAAGGCAACGAAAAUAACUUCAAUUCGUUUGAAGCGUGCACUUCGAUGUGCGGCCCAUUCACUGUUGUCUCCACUGAGCUAUCGGUCCAACACUUCAAGACUGAGUUUUGUGGCAAACCAUACGAUUCCGGACCGUGUUUUCAGAAUGAGAUCCGUUGGUUCUAUGACAGGACAGACGGCGUCUGCAAAGAGUUCCUCUAUGGAGGCUGUGAUGGCAAUGAAAAUCGAUUCGCAUCUCGAAGUGAUUGCGAAGCCAAGUGUUGGAACUCACAAGACAUCUGCAAACUAUCCAAAGUAAUCGGUUCCUGUUCUGGACGUUUCACUCAAUGGUAUUUCGACUCGAAUGCCAACGAAUGCCUGGAAUUCUUCUUCAGUGGAUGUCAUGGAAACGCGAAUCGCUAUAACAAUAAAGAGAUGUGUGAGGCUCAGUGUCAGAAACAACUGCCACACAGCGGUGUGUCGACCGCGUCGUCGGUGACCAAUGUGUGUGACCUGCCGUACGCGUCGGGUAUGUGUAAGGGAUACUUCCCGCGAUGGUAUUACUCGCGAGAGGAUAACGGAUGCAAACAAUUCAUUUACGGCGGAUGUGACGGAAACGAAAACCGUUUUGAUAACCGACACGAAUGCGAAUCCAGAUGUUUGGCCAGAACUUCGAGACCACUGGACGGGCCGGGAGAAUAUGAUUCCAGCGAAGUUGUGUGCCGUUUGGAAGUGGAGUCCGGGCCGUGCCGUCAGACGCAAGCGUUUUGGUUUUACGAUCCGCAAAGUCAUAUCUGUCUUCCAUUUGCUUACGGCGGAUGUAAUGGCAAUAAGAAUCGCUUUAAAACAUAUGAAUUAUGUAUGAAAUUCUGUUCGGGAAUAUCACCCGUUCAGCCCAUUCCCCCGCAAAUUCCCACUGAGUUGAGACCCGUUUCUGAAUCACCCGUCGACUGUCCGCCGUCUGACUGUGAGGACCAACGCUGUCCUUUCGGUAUCGAUGAGUUCGUAGACGAGAGAGGAUGCAGUGCCUGCCGCUGCUCUAACCCAUGC
Molecule: messenger RNA, 6482 nt
Organism: Medioppia subpectinata
Lineage: Eukaryota; Metazoa; Arthropoda; Arachnida; Sarcoptiformes; Oppiidae
Source: the annotation of a GenBank genome assembly